Molecule: messenger RNA, 870 nt
Organism: Histoplasma capsulatum G186AR
Lineage: Eukaryota; Fungi; Ascomycota; Eurotiomycetes; Onygenales; Ajellomycetaceae
Product: parasitic phase-specific protein PSP-1
Exons: 4
Coding region: 1-870 (289 amino acids)
Cellular component (GO): fungal-type vacuole; plasma membrane
Source: RefSeq, a predicted model, not a curated record
AUGGCUACCAAGGGGGGCGGGGAAGAGGCGAAUGUUCGGAACGAAACUUUCAGUGACUUGCCAGGCUCGGCUUUGUAUCAUAUCUCCAAACACCGCCUCUUCGCCGUAUCCGCCCUAAUCCACCUCAUCCAGUUCUCCAUCUGGCGAAGCCAUGCUAUAUUCACAGCGCCAAUCCUCCUAGGUUGCGUGGGCGAGAUAAUCGGCUACGCUGGACGACUCAUGCUAAAUAGGGACCCGUUCAGCCUCAACGGCUUCCUGAUACAGAUAUGCGCCCUCACGAUCGCGCCGGCGCUCUUCACCGCGGCGAUCUAUUUCUGCAUGACAGAUAUCGCUCGGCUGUUUGGGUGUGAGGGCACGUCGCGGUUGGAUCCGAGGCAGUAUGCGUGGAUAUUCAUCCCUUGCGAUUUUAUUAGUCUUUUAUUGCAAGGCCUAGGAGGUGGAAUCGCGAGUAAUGCGAUGCUAAAGAGGCAGAAUCGGCUUGCGGGUAUUGAUGUCAUGGUUGCAGGGUUGGUAUUUCAGGUGUUGAGUUUAUUCGUAUUUAUUUUGUUGCUUCUGGAGUUGUUUACCAGGGUUUACCGACGAGGGUAUCUGUGGAAGGAGGUUAAUGGCUAUGAGAUAAAGGCGGGUAGAGUUAGUGUUGGUGGGCCCGCUUGUACGGCGCUCGGGCGCUUGUAUAUUUUUUUCCCUGCGUUUUCGUUGGCAAUCUUGUUGAUUUUUAUUCGAUGUAUAUACCGGGUUGCGGAGUUGCUUCAUGGAUUUAAUGGGAAAUUAAUCACGAAGGAAGGCCCGUUUAUUGCGCUUGAAGGAGUGAUGAUCGUGGUGGCGGUAUUCGCUCUCCACUUUGGCCACCCAAGAGUUCUAAAUGUAUAG